Messenger RNA from Meloidogyne enterolobii, 1812 nucleotides. The record is from the annotation of a GenBank genome assembly. Lineage: Eukaryota; Metazoa; Nematoda; Chromadorea; Rhabditida; Meloidogynidae.
AUGAUCACCAAAAAUACAAUUACCGACGGAGAUGCUAAUUUAUCAGCAUUAAUAGCAAAAGAUUUGUUUCAAUUACGUUUUCGUAAACAGUCAAUAGCAUCCGCUCUCUUUCAUGAUGAUACUACUUUAGCAGCAGAUUAUGUUAGAGAACAAUUAGCAAGGCUUUUAAAUGUUUUUGCUUCAUUUAGAAAGGGACGGGACUAUUUGUUGUGUUCUACUAAUUUAAAUAAUAAUUUAAAUUCUAAUUAUGGGCAAGGGAGACAACAACUUAUUUAUGAAUGUAGUCAAACAUUGAAGGGAAACAGGCGUCCUUUACUAAGCCCUAACGCUUCAGAACAAUUAUUAGCAGCCUUACAAAAAUUAAGUAUUCGACCUUCUGCACAACGAGAACUGUUAAUUAAUGGCAUUUUUGAAUGGUUAUGUACCCAAUUGGGACAACAAAAAUUUGGACAGGCUGGGUUGGAAUUUGGGGUUGCUUUGUUACACAAUCUUGUUGUAAACCCAAUUUCGCAUUCAAUCGCUGUUAGACAUAAAAAGAGACUUUUGGAGACUUUAAGAAUUUUGUUAGGAUCUGCUAGAGGUGGACAGGCACUACAGUACACUUGUUCAACUCUUUAUAUUCUCCUUUGCCUUCCACAAGUGAGAAAAACUGCUCGAGAUUCUACUGAUCUUGAAAAGAUUUUAAUUGAACGUGCUCAGAAGGAAAAGAAUCUGGAACAUAUUCGACAACUGAUUGUUGUAUAUUUGUUGCUUCGAGGAGAACUUGACGUACCGGAAAAACGGAAACAAUUAACGACAACAGUAACUGAUUUGGAAGAUGCGUUCCCCGAUUAUCUAGAAGCAGAAAUUGAUUCAACCGACCCUUUAGUGCCUGGACACAGCGAAUUAUUUGGAAAAAGACUGCUUAUAAAAAAUUUUUUGUCCAAACCGCUUCCGCCCUCCCUAGCAAAAUAUUACCUUCCUUUGUCUCAAUUUACUAUUGAAGAGGAAGGACAACGAGAAAAUGUUCCCGGUGUUGUGCCAGUUAGACGGCAACAACCAACAGUUCAAACAACAAAUUUGUCAGGCUCUUCUCCUCGAAAAAAGUCACAACAGAAGCGAGUUUCCAACAACAAAGAAGCUUCCUCCUCCUUCUUGUUGAAGCCUGAAAGGGAAGGGGGCGGCUAUGUUUCGGGAGUAUUGCCUUUAAUACGUCAAGUACAUUUUGAACGGACAAACACUAUGAGUUCUCACGCAACUUUUGUAGUGGAAAAUAACAGCCGUCGGCCUCUAAUAGCGAAUGAUGGGUUUGAAAACGUAAUUGCUUCCCUCAAAGGAAAUGCUUUAAUAGAGGAGCAUUGCCAAAGAAUAGUUCAACAAAAUUUUCAACAACUUAAAAUAGCUAAUGGAAACGAGGAUGUUGAAAUUCUUCAAAAUUCUUGCGAAAUGUUAAUUAUUGAGGAAAUCCACAAUAAUUUUGAAGAAGAAAUUAAUUUCCAAUCAACCUCUACUGAAAUUAAUUUUUUGGAUAAACAAAUUCACCAACAAAAUCGCCCCAACACAACAAUAAUAAAAAAGGAAAUAACUAAAAUGUUUAGCAGUAAAUUGGGGGGAAGAACACAAAAUAAUCGAAAACAAGAGAAAAGACUUCAAAAGGAAGUUUUGGCUGAAAAAGUGGAAGAUGCGAGUAUUGGAGGGGGUGUUGAUGGAGUUAAAAGUGAAGAAAUAGAUUAUGAGGAAAAAGAAUAUACGGCUGCAUUUGCGGCUCGACCCAAAAUUAGAAGAACACCUCCAAAAUUGCCAGAUGAUGAGGGGUUAUUGGAUGAAGAAUGA